AAAAGUCAGUUUUAUAUCAGUGCUAUAACACAAGAGUAACCAAUGACUAUUUUGUGCAAAACAUCCGAUUAAGAUUUUCAUUUUUAAAGUUUUAAUUUUUGCUGAAUCAAUCCUAAAAUUCAAGAGAUAAUGUCAAUCAAAUCUAUUGUCAGCUUUAGUUGUUCUCUUUGAUUUUUGGUAACUUAACCUUUGUAUCUUUCUUCCUCAAAGCCCUCCAGUGUUUUUCUUUUCUUCCUUCUCCGUUUAAUUUUGGGCUCCUGUGACAUGACGAGUUUUUUGUUUUUAUAAUAUUGCGCAAAAUAAGAUCAUUUUGGGAGGUUUAUGCCCCAACACUGUGCAGACAGUACUUCAGACAUGGCUCUAAAUCGACCGAGUUAUACGAUUUCUUCGUUCAAACCUCGUAUGAUCAAAUUCUCUCAUUUUCCAAACACGUUACAUGGUGAGGCGCUGAAUUGUGACCAUUUUUUUGUAAAGUGAAAGCCAGACGCAUGAGGUUUGGGGUGAUUCUCAGUCCGUAAGGAGAGGCAGGCGAGCAGGAGCCAACAGGAAAGCCGUCUGUUCUCAGGCUAACUCGUUAAUCAAGCUUGCGCCAGCUGGCUUCUGAUUGGUCCAGCCGGGAGAUGCGAAAUGCGCGCAGCAGGCUGUGUGGAGAUGACAACCUGGGAGCCAGUGCUGAACCGUGUGGUGGAGACUGGAGGGGGACGUCUGUUUGGUUGUCACUGAAAUUGCCCACCGAUCUUAAAGUGGAAAUCCAUUACUCUGGAGGAAUAAUGAACUGCAGGAGUGCGUGCUGUAACCACUGGUCAUCUGAGGAGAGGUUGGAUGGGAAAACAGUGAUCAUCACCGGAGCCAACACUGGUAUCGGCAAAGAAACAGCCAGGGAUCUGGCAAGAAGAGGCGCCCGCAUCGUUAUGGCGUGCAGAGACGUGGAGAGGGCCGAGGAGGCGCGGACCGACAUCUUGGAGGACACAGGCAAUGAGAACAUCGUCAUCAGGAAGCUGGAUCUGUCCGACACAAAGUCCAUCAGGGCUUUUGCUCAAAUUAUUAACAAAGAAGAAAAGCAAGUGAAUAUCUUGAUAAACAACGCAGGCAUCAUGAUGUGUCCUUAUUCCAAGACUGUGGAUGGCUUUGAAAUGCAGUUUGGAGUUAAUCAUUUGGGUCAUGUCCUCUUAACCUACCUGCUGCUUGACCUCAUCAAAUGUUCAGCUCCGGCCCGCAUUGUAAUCGUGGCAUCGGUGGCCCACACUUGGACUGGCCUUCGACUUGAUGACAUCAACAGUGAAACGAGUUAUGAUGCUAUGAAAGCUUACGGACAAAGCAAACUGGCUAACGUCCUGUUUGCACGCUCUCUUGCCAAACGGUUACAAGGAACUGGUGUCAGUGUCUUUUCUCUGCACCCGGGGGUGGUCCAGUCUGAUCUGUGGCGACACCAGCACCAGUGCAUACAAGUAGCAGUGAAGAUCUUCCGGAUUUUUACCAAGACAACAGUGGAGGGAGCACAGACCACCAUCUUUUGUGCUGUGGAACAAGGCCUGGAGAGCCAGAGUGGAAACUAUUUCAGUGACUGUGCGCCUGCACGCUGCUCAAGGACUGCUGCUAAUGACGACUUGGCCCAGACGCUGUGGGAGGUGAGCUGCGACAUGCUUGGCAUCACCUGGCAGUGAAGAGCAGCGGUUUAACUAUGUGUUAUACAUAUCACAUGUCGAAAGCACUGUUAUGCACUUUUAUGAAUCCUUGACUCGUUUGAAAAUUUUGGCUGUUCUGAGUGACGUUGAGUGUGAAGUAACGAGGACUGCUCUAAGUUUUUCUUUCAUUUUCUGUCAACAAAAAGAAAUCACAUGUUGUAUUUAAUCAGCAUUUACUGAAUUAUAUCUGAUGUAAAACCUUUUUAAAGCAUUCCAGAUACAUAGAUUUUCUAAGUAUUUAUUUGUUGUGUAUCUUGUACUAAAACGGUGCUUUUGUCAUGAGAGUAAGUUAACCAGUAUGUUAUGCUUUAAUUUAGUUGAAUAAGACCUGAGCUGCUAAAGUCAUUACAUGCUAUUGCUGUUUCAUUUUACAAGUCUUUAUUACUAAGAUGGAAUGUAGCAUUUGCUUAACUAUAUUGCAACAAAGUUUGAACAAACUCAAAAAUGCUGUUAUAAGGCUAUUUACUCUGUAUUUUUAUUAUUUACAUCGUUUACAUGUAAGUUGACUUCAAAGAAGAUUCUGUGAACUGUUACUUAAAGAUGUUACUGAUGCUAAUUCCUCAAUAGAUACGUACACAAAUAGUCUAAUUUUUAAAGAGUCAGCGAGGAUAGAUUCCCCUGCAGAUAGAACACGUUGAAAAUCUUCCUUUGUUAGAAUCCUUGUUCCCUUUGUAAAGCUCUCUGUACAUCUAUCGAUCAGUAAAAAUCCAAUCCAUGUAAACAGUUUUAUAUUGAACUGUACUUUGCAUCUGGUUUAUUCAGACAUUCUGCAGUUUUUUAAAUAAUUCUUUUCUCUCAAAAGAAGGCAAAGCAACAUCAGCGAAAUGCAUGACGCAGAUAAUGGGUUGCAAAAGAAUAAGCUUAUAAAGUGUCAGCCUGCUGAAAUUUGACAGUAAUGUGAAACAUGCUAUGUAACAGGAUGACAUCUUGUAAAAGUUUUUUUGACCAACAUUUAUUUAUUUAUUUAGUUUGAACAGACAAAAAGUAAACUCUACAACAUUUUGUAGCAUUGCGCUCGUUUGUCAGAAAUUUAUGUAUAUAUAUAUAUAUAUAUAUAUUUUUUUUUUUUUCCCUUAAACUCGUUGCUCCAGAUGAAGUUACAUGAAUGAAUUUAACACAAUCGGAUAAUAGCGAGGAGUUAGAGGCUCUUACUCUUUGAAGUUAGCCAUAUCAUCCAAAAUAGAUAGCACAAUUUGUGACCUCAUGAUUUUUUUUUUUUUCUUGAUUGUAACAUUUAGAAAGUUAAUACUGUAAUCAUGCUGCUGACUCAUGUUGGCUUUAGGAAACCAGAGAACGACUAAAGUGAACAUACCAGAACAAGAAAUCUCUAAUCUUAAUCUAAAUCACAUGAGGGGGUAAAUAUUAGAAAGAAUGUUGUAUGAGUAACGAGAGGUAGUAAGAGUAUUGAACACAUAUCCACUCUGCAAGAAUGCUGAUAUGCAAAUAGGAGGGGACUACAAACCAGGAUAAAAUACAAAACAAAUAUUACUAUUAAGAAGGUAUUUGACAAAUAAUUUAAGAGCUGUGUUGUCUGACUAUAGUAAUGUAAAAGUCUUAGAAUGUGGCCUCAAAAAUUUUUUUUUUUUUCAUUUUCAGCCACUUGUUGGUAACUUCUUCCAACAAGUGGUUUUAAGAGUAGUAUCUUGUUAAAGACUAAUCUCACUUAAGACUGAAGCACACGAUUGUGCAAAAAAAAAGUAUUUGCAGGUGAAUUUUCUGUCUGACCACCAGACAAACUAAAUUGUUCUAAUUACAUUUAUUUUCAGAUAAAUGUAAAGGAAUAAAUUGAAGGAAAAUAUACCCUCUGCAGACCUUGAUGAGACGUUAGACUUAAUUAAUUGAUAGUUGAUAGUCUAUUUAUUGAUAAUUAAAGUUGUUUAAAAAAUAUUUCACAUAGUUACAAAAAAUAUGAAAUUAAUUUACAAUGUUUAUUCAACGCACAAUGUCAAAAGAGAUCUCAGUGGUAGAUGAAUGGUUUUAAAAACUGAAGUAAGAAUAAAUAAAAGUGGAGGUUUGACUAUCGGAACAGAAAACUAAAUGCAAAUGAAUUAAAUUAAAAUUAAAAUUAAAAUGAGUAACAGUAUUUGUAUCUAAACAGCUGAGGGACAUCUUAGACAAGGGAUUUACAGAAACAAAACCAAAAGAAGAACACAAAGUUGUAAUACCCUAGAGAGGACAUAUGAACUUCGAUUAUUUCUUUGUUGAAUCAUAAAUCUAAACUGGGAAAAUGGAUGAAUAAUAUUUGUUGGUACAGGUGCAACAAAUAAAUGAAUAUGUAAAAAAGUGUUAACACUGUUUCAGUGAUUAUUUAACAAAAAUAAUCACUUUUUAUUGAGUAGUAUAUUAUAUAUUGAGCUGUUUUACAGUAUAUAGUGCAAAUUCAUUUAUCAGUUGUCAGUGUAAUAAAGCUCUCACUCUCUCUAA
Messenger RNA from Xiphophorus hellerii (green swordtail), 4109 nucleotides. RefSeq names its product retinol dehydrogenase 12-like. The record is from RefSeq and is a predicted model, not a curated record. Lineage: Eukaryota; Metazoa; Chordata; Actinopteri; Cyprinodontiformes; Poeciliidae. The transcript is spliced from 7 exons. Bases 621 to 1664 code for a protein of 347 amino acids.